Messenger RNA from Boleophthalmus pectinirostris (great blue-spotted mudskipper), 3591 nucleotides. RefSeq names its product nitric oxide associated 1 (gene noa1). Bases 89 to 2206 code for a protein of 705 amino acids. The record is from RefSeq and is a predicted model, not a curated record. Gene Ontology annotation, molecular function: GTP binding. The transcript is spliced from 12 exons. Lineage: Eukaryota; Metazoa; Chordata; Actinopteri; Gobiiformes; Gobiidae.
CAGAGUUCACGUGCUCCUCCUGUAGCGGUGCUCGUGCUGUUUACCUCUGACCGAUCUGACCCGGACUGACCCGGACCAGACCCGGACCAUGCUCCCGGGGCUUCGGGCCUCGCUGCUCGGCCUGCGCGCCUGUGUGAGCGCCGCGUCCCGGAGGUCUCUGCACCGCGGGGCGCCGCUCUCCCACGGCCGUCUCCGGAGCCUCGGCGGCCGGACUCACGGACACAGCUGCACCGUGGACCCCGCACUCACCGAGCAGUUUGUCUUUGAGGACUGUGUGGACCCCAAACAAGACCAGGACCCGGACUUGACAGAUUUGUUCCAGUUGCCUCCUGACCCUGAACCUUUGACGCCCUGUGACCCCGUGACCCCAACACACAGGAAGAGGCGGGGCUUGGAACGGCAGCUGCAGGCUCUGAAGUCCAUGGUGAACCAGGACCAGGACCAGAACCAGGACCUGAUCCACUUCCACGACUCCCCAGGUCCAAAUCUGAGACCAGAUCCUGGUCCAGAUCCAGGUCUAGACCCAAGUGCUGGGUUCUCGUCCGUCCCCUGCUCUGGCUGUGGGGCUCUGCUGCAGACUGUCGACCCUGUGGUCCCGGGGUUCCUGCCUCCACACCUCUUCAAGAACCUCCAGGACCAGAACCAGGACCAGGGCCAGAGCCAGGACCAGGACCAGAAACAGGGCAAGACCAAAGGCAAACCCAAGUCCAGUUCAGAGCCGAGUAUGUGCCAGCGCUGUCACCUCCUCACGCACCACCAGCAGCUCCUGGAGGUCACGCUCGACCAGGAGCACUUCAGAAAAACUAUCUCGUCCAGAAUUCGCUCGGCCCGGGUCCUGGUUCUCCUGGUGGUGGACUUGGUGGAUCUGCCCGACUCCAUCAUCCCAGACCUGAAGGACCUGAUUGGAACCAACAAACAGGUGGCAGUAGUGGGCACUAAACUGGACGUGCUUCCCGUUUUGACUCCGCUGGACGUGAGCUGCGUGAAGAGGCGUCUCCAGGAGUACAUCCACACCGUCACCGGGUACCAGCCCCUGUCCGUCCACCUGGUCAGCGCCAAGACCGGGUACGGGAUCGAGGAGCUGGUGUCCGGGCUGCAGCGGGUCUGGAGGCACAAGGGCGACGUGGUGCUGGUGGGUUCUGCCAACGCCGGGAAGUCGACGCUCUUCAACGCCCUGCUCCAGUCCGACUACAACAGACUGUUAGGAUCCAAGAGGGCAACAGAGUCACCAUGGCCCGGGACGACUCUGAACCUGCUCAAGUUCCCCAUCCUGAACCCCACCCCCGCCCGACUCCUCCGACGCCAGCAGAGACUGAAGGAGGAAGCCCUGCUGCUCCAGAGUACUGCACCUGAUAAUACACCUGGUACUACAGCGGGUACAGAGGAGAGGAGGGGCCAGGGGCACGGGUACGUUUCAGGUAAUGUCGGGAGAACAUUCAAAAACAUCUCCAAACCCACAGAGAUCGAGUUUGAUCCAGACCUGCUGGCGUUUGGAGAAACAGAAGAUGGACUCAUGACCAGACCAGUUGCAGAGAAAAUUGAAGAGGAACUGGCUCCACACCUGGCGAAGGACGCGCACUGGCUCUACGACACUCCAGGAAUCCUCAAAGAACAAGAUAUGCUGAAGCUGCUGACGGAGCAGGAGAUCCGCUCCGUGGUCCCGGUCCAGGCCCUGGUUCCUCGGACUUUCGUGCUCAGACCAGGUUCUUGUCUGUUUGUGGGAGGGCUGGUGCGCAUCGACUUCAUCAGCGGCCCCAAGUCGGUGUGGUUCUCGGUUCUGGUCUCUAAAGACGUCCCGGUGCACGUGUCCAGCGUGGAGAGGGCGGACGGCGUUUACGAGAAACACGCAGGGGAGAAGCUGCUCGGGGUGCCCAUGGGAGGAGCUGAGCGGAUGAAGACUUUUCCUAAACUCAUCCCCAACGACGUCCAGAUUGAAGGGAAGGGCUUUGACGAGGUCGCGGUCGACAUCAAGAUCUCCUCUGCAGGUUGGGUGGCUGUGACUCCGCCUCCCGGUGAUGUCAUCAGCGUGAGGGUGUGGUCUCCGGAGGGCGGCGGGGUCACUGUGCGAGCGCCCUCUCUGCUGCCCCGUGUGGUGACGCUGAAAGGAGCACGCAUCAAGAAGUCCGCCGCCUACAAAACCCGCAAACCCCCCACGACGCCGCUGACCAGCCAAUCAGGAGCCGGGAAGAAGAAGAGCAAGAAGUGACACGCUGAUGCUGCGGCGUUCAAUUUGGGUCAGGAUUAUGAAUUCUUUAAAGGUCCUAUAUUAUGCAAAAUUGACUCUUGUGAGCUUUUAUGUUGUUUCCUCAUCAAAAAAAGCAGUUUUGUUUCAUUCACGCAUGUUUGAGUUAGAGUGUGGAUCAGGACAAAUUUUUCGGUUCAAGCCUGAACCGUGUCCGACAGAGCAGUGAUCGAAUCCAACACAAGCCCCAUAGGCAUCAAGAUAUUUGUAUAAAACCUUUUCAAAUGAAGCGCUUGGACCUCCAGAGGAUAAUAAACAGGAGAUAGAGCACAGUGGUGUCUUUGAGGAAGGGAAGUCAAUUUAAAGAUACAAAAAACCUAAAGCACUCACUGGUUAAAAUAAAAUGCCUUUAUUAAUUUACAGCCUGCCUUAAUUAAUUAAUUAAUUAAUCACUGCAUUUAUAUAGAGCCUUUCAAGAUACCCAAAGUGCUUUACAGUUCAUUAUUCAUUCACUCAACACUCAGUGGUGGUAAACUAGUAUUGUAGCCACAGCUGCCCUAGGGCAGACUUACUGAAGCAAGGCUGCCAAUCUGUGCCAUCGGUCCCUCCAUCCACCACCAUCUCUCAAACACACAUCACUUUUAUACUAGGCAAUGUGGGUGAAGUGUCUUGCCUAAGGACACAAUGACAGUUUUUGUGUCUGGCGGCACGGUGGCUGAGUGGUUAGCACUCAUGCCUCACAGCAAGAAGGUUCUGGGUUCGAUCCCCGGGUCGCCCAGGCCUUUCGGUGUGGAGUUUGCCUGUUUGUCUGGAUGGGUUUCCCCCAUCAACCCAAAAAAACAUGCUACAAGUCUCCAUAAACAGUUGAUAGUCAUGGUCAGUUAAAUACAAUCAAUUCAAUCAUUGUGUCCUUGGGCAAGACACUUCACCCACAUUGCCUAGUAUGAUGAUGGUGUUGGUCGGAGGGACCGAUGACGCCAAUUGGCAUGGCGGCCGUGCUUCUGUCAGUCAGCCCCAGGGCAGCUGUGGCUACAAUAGUAGCUUACCAUCACCAGGGUAUAGAGUGAAUGAAUAAUGCUGAAUAAUGCUCUGUAAAGCUUGCGAACAAAAAAAAUGUCUGUGAAAAGCGCUAUAUAAAUACUUACUUGCUUACUGGCGCCCCCCUGUGGCACCUGGAAUUCCCAGCGGUCUCCCAUCCAAGUCCUGACCAGGCCCGGCCCUGCUUAGCGUCUGAGAUCUGACGGGAUCAGGCUUUGUAUAUGACUUUGUAUGGCCACUGGUCUUAAUGGAAAACUUACGAAGUCCCAACGCGUGUCAGUCUAUGGCUUUCCUCAGGGGACAACCAUAGACUGAAAUGUGUCAUGUAAAUUGCCCAUUGCCCGUAAAUUAAUAAAGGCAUUUUAUUUUAA